GCAGGCUGACUUGUUGAUAACUCAUUUGGAAUCAUGGCAGAAUUCAGUUUCAACGUGGACCAUGGUUAUCUGGAGGGUCUGGUUCGAGGGAUGAAGGCUGGGAUCCUGACUCAGACUGAUUAUAACAACCUGGCCCAGUGUGAUACGCUCGACGACAUGAAGCUACACCUGCAGAGUACAGACUACGGGAAGUUGUUGUCCUCGUCUGAUGAAAACCUGACAGUGUCUCUGGUGGACAACAAGCUGAGGGAGAACCUGGUGACUGAGUUCAGCUGCCUGCGCUCCAACGCCCUGCCGUUUCUCGCCACCUUCCUCGACUAUAUAACUUACAGCUACAUGAUCGACAACGUGGUGAUGCUGAUCACCGGAGCCCUGAAACAGAGAGACGUGUCCGAGCUCCUCCCGCGCUGUCACCCACUGGGGGCCUUCGAACAAAUGGCAGCAGUGGGCAUCGCCCGAACCCCGACUGAGCUCUACACAGCCAUUCUGGUGGACACACCACUAGCUCAGUUUUUCCAGGAUGCCGUAUCUGAGUCCAACCUGGAUGAAAUGGAGGCUGAGAUCCUGAGAAACAAACUGUAUAAGGCGUAUUUAGAGUCUUUCCACUCACUCUGCAAAGCGAUAGGCGGAGCCACGAAGGAAACAAUGUGUCCUGUCCUGGAGUUUGAGGCAGACAGGCGGGCCUUCAUCAUCACAGUGAACUCUUUCGGGACAGAUCUGAGUGGCGCUGACAGGAGCGCUCUGUAUCCGUCUUGUGGCAAACUUCACCCUGAGGGGCUGCAGCUGCUGGCCAAGGCGGAACACCACGAGCACGUCAAAGCUGUGGCCGACUGUUACCCUGACUAUAAAAUCAUUUUUGAUGACCCUGUGCCAGGAUCAGAUUUUAAGACUCUGGAGGACAGAUUCUUAGAACGAGAGGUUAAACUGAACACACUUGCGUUCCUGCAGCAGUUCCACUUUGGAGUGUUUUACGCCUACAUCAGACUGAAGGAGCAGGAGAGUCGCAACAUCGUCUGGAUUGCCGAGUGUGUCACCCAGAGACAGAAGUCCAAGAUACACAACUACAUACCCAUCUUCCAGGACACAAAUUAAACUGAGCGACAGAAACAAAUAAAAACAUGUAUUUAACAUACAGCGCAUAGUAUAAAGAAUUAA
This is a messenger RNA of Limanda limanda (common dab), 1155 nucleotides long. RefSeq names its product V-type proton ATPase subunit d 1-like. NCBI's taxonomy places the organism in Eukaryota, Metazoa, Chordata, Actinopteri, Pleuronectiformes, Pleuronectidae. The transcript is spliced from 8 exons. The coding region runs from base 34 to 1092 and encodes 352 amino acids. Gene Ontology annotation, cellular component: proton-transporting V-type ATPase, V0 domain; vacuolar proton-transporting V-type ATPase complex; plasma membrane proton-transporting V-type ATPase complex. The record is from RefSeq and is a predicted model, not a curated record. Gene Ontology annotation, molecular function: proton-transporting ATPase activity, rotational mechanism. Gene Ontology annotation, biological process: vacuolar transport; vacuolar acidification; proton transmembrane transport.